This is a messenger RNA of Gadus macrocephalus (Pacific cod), 4492 nucleotides long. It is a transcript of the gene pdpk1b, whose product is annotated as 3-phosphoinositide dependent protein kinase 1b. The record is from RefSeq and is a predicted model, not a curated record. Gene Ontology annotation, molecular function: ATP binding; protein serine/threonine kinase activity. The coding region runs from base 77 to 1792 and encodes 571 amino acids. The transcript has 16 exons. NCBI's taxonomy places the organism in Eukaryota, Metazoa, Chordata, Actinopteri, Gadiformes, Gadidae. Gene Ontology annotation, biological process: intracellular signal transduction; peptidyl-serine phosphorylation.
UCCGCUCUUUGCGGUAACAUUGUUGUGGAACGACGUCACAGCUCGAAAAUGAAGGCGCAGAGGCAGCCAUUACUGGAUGUUCUCUAAUUAUUUUAUUCCUAAUAAAUACUCGCGGAAAACUUCCAUGGCAAGAGCCACAAGUCAAUUGUAUGAUGUUGUGCCCAUUCAGACCAGCGUUGUCAUCUGUCCCUGCCCACAUCCCUCAAUGGUAAGAAACCAGCCUGACACCUGCUCGCCACUUGCCAUCCCAGGUGCAAGUAGCAGCCUCUGUCCCAGCAUGGAGGCCCCGUCCGCGGAGGCCAGGGCCGCGGAGCUACGCACCCAGACGGCCAUGCAGGCCUCCCAGCCUCGCAAGAAGAGGCCGGAGGAUUUCAAGUUUGGCAAGAUCCUGGGAGAGGGCUCCUUCUCGACAGUUGUCCUGGCAAAGGAACAAUCAACGGGGAAGGAAUAUGCAAUUAAGAUUCUGGACAAGCGGCAUAUUGUGAAGUCCAAAAAAGCCCAGUAUGUGAAAAGAGAGCGAGAUCUGUUGUCAAAUCUAGAUCACCCAUUCUUCGUCAAACUCUACUUCACCUUUCAAGAUGACGAGAAGUUGUAUUUUGGUCUUAGCUUUGCUAAGAAUGGGGAACUUCUAAAAUACAUUCGUAAAAUCGGUUCUUUUGAUGAGACCUGUACUCGAUUCUACUCAGCAGAAAUUGUUUGUGCUCUAGAAUAUUUACACAAUAAGGAGAUAAUACAUAGAGAUCUGAAGCCAGAGAAUAUUCUACUGAGUGAAGAUAUGCACAUCCAAAUCACAGAUUUUGGGACUGCAAAGCAGUUAACUGACAGUAAGCAAUCUAAAGCGAACUCCUUUGUUGGGACGGCCCAGUACGUCUCCCCCGAGCUGCUGACAGAUAAGUCGGCCUGCAAGAGUUCAGACCUUUGGGCGCUGGGAUGUAUAAUAUAUCAGCUGGUCGCCGGGUUACCGCCCUUCAGAGCUGGAAACGAGUACCUAAUAUUCCAGAAGAUAACAAAGCUGGAGUACGAGUUCCCAGAGAAGUUCUUCCCCAAAGCCAAGGAUCUUGUUCAAAGGCUUUUGUCUCUGGACCCCUCCAUGCGGAUCGGCUGUGAGGAGAUGGGGGGCUACGACCCGUUGAGACGGCAUCCCUUCUUCGAGACCACGUCCUGGGAUGACCUCCACCUGCAGUCGCCUCCCAAGCUGACACCAUACCUGCCCGCCAUGUCGGAGGAUGACGAGGACUGCUACGGAAACUACGACGACCUGCUGAGCCAGUUCAGCAGCAUGCAGGUGAGCCAGUCCAGCUCUUCCCACUCGCUGGCCGCCCCGGAGUCCCUGCCACCCCAGAGGUCCAGCAGCAACAUCGAGCAGUACAUCCACGACCUGGACAACAACUCCUUUGAGCUCCACCUGCAGUUCUCUGAGGAGGAGAAGCAGCUGCUGCUGGACAAACAGACAACUGGAAACCCCUGGCACCAGUUUGUUGAGAAUAACCUGAUCCUCAAAAUGGGCCCAGUUGAUAAACGAAAGGGUCUGUUUGCCAGGCGGAGGCAGCUGCUGCUCACAGAGGGCCCACACCUGUAUUACGUGGACCCGGUCAACAAGAUCCUGAAGGGUACCAUCCCCUGGUCCCUGGAGCUGCGGCCCGAGGCCAAGAACUUCAAGACCUUCUUUGUUCACACGCCCAAUCGAACGUAUUAUCUAAUGGAUCCCAGUGGGAAUGCUGACAAAUGGUGUAAGAAGAUCCAGGAAGUCUGGAGAAAGAUCUAUCAAAGCCACCAAGGCCCUGGCCUAUAGGGUCGAGGCUCCUCUGUGGCCCCGCCUCAUCCCUCUUUGCUCCAAGGCCAAUCACUGAGCAGAGUAACAUCCUCUUUAGUGUCCUUCAUCACCGCUAUGUAAACACUCUUUUUAGAGACGCUGGCAUCUAGACCUUGUUAGUUUUUUUCUGAGCAGAACCACGGGAUAACACACGGUGGAUCCAGAGUGCCUGCUUGUUCUGUGAGGCUUGUGUUGCAUUGGUCCACGUGUGGACGAUGAGACUGCUUACCCUGCACAUCUGCUUCUCAUCCAACCUGCAAGGGAAAGCAAAAAGAAAAGUUGUCUUGUCUGUAGAAGCACAGGCUGCGGUACCUCCGACUCCGUCAGGUGCAAGGGCUGGUUUCCUGCUGCUAUGACGACUAGAAUCAGUCCAGCUGUGUCCAACAGAGCGGAUACAGUAUGAUACUUCAACCAUAUUCUUAUCCUUCAUUGUACGUGUAAGGAGUAUUCAAAAAGCCCAUUUCUAGAGCAUAUAUACUACAUAGUCGCUGCAGAUGUAACCUGAUCCCGGGUUAGGACUCGGGCGGGCUCUCACCCUGACCCAGCUCCCCCCCCCCCCCCGGCCUCCCUGCUCCGGGGGGCCGUGUCCUCCGGGUGGGGUGUGUCCUCCGGGGGGGCGUGUCCUCCGGGGGGGGCGUGUCCUCCGGGGGGGGCGUGUCCUCUGGGGGCCGUGUCCUCUGGCUCUUGGUACCCCCUAGUCCAGUUAGGGUCUCCUUGCCAGGGAGCAGGGCUCCCGGACGGCCCAUCUACUAGGGUUUCUGUUCUUCUAGUGGGAGCUCUCCAAAGACCGUUUGUGGAUAUAUUGCUAAAGGGAGCGGGUGACCAUGCCACUAGCUUUGACUCUUCAUCAUAACGUGCUUCGCUUUCCUGCACGGCCUGUCCUGUAGCGCAGUCCGCCUCACUCUCAUAGGGCACUGGAAAUAUCCUUUAUACAAGUUUUGAAUCAUGGGUAUUUUGACUUUUUUUUGUGGCAUCCAUAGCUCUUAUUAUUGACUGAUCUGGCUGUUCUGUACCAUCACUGGCUCUUUUCUUUGUGGUUUGAAUAUUUACCUUUUUUUUUGGCGGGAUUGUAGACUCAAAUUUAGUUUGUCCUGAAAGAAUCUUUAUGCUGACCCCCCCCCCCCCCCCCCCCGAUGUCGGACAGGAAGAAGCCUCCUCAACUCUCACCUUGGAUCUCUCCUCAACCAGCGGCUGUAGGCUCUGGAUCAGACGGCCAACGGUUGGGAUCCUCCUCUGAAGGUUCCUCCUGAGGGUCCUCUGAAGGUUCCUCCUGAGGGUCCUCUGAAGGUUCCUCCUGAGGGUCCUCUGAAGGUUCCUCCUGAGGGUCCUCUGAAGGUUCCUCCUGAGGGUCCUCUGAAGGUUCCUCCUGAGGGUCCUCUGAAGGUUCCUCCUGAGGGUCCUCUGAAGGUUCCUCCUGAGGUCCUCUGAAGGUUCCUCCUGAGGUCCUCUGAAGGUUCCUCCUGAGGUCCUCUGAAAGUUCCUCGUAGGUUCCUCCUGAGGUCCUCUGAAGGUUCCUCGUAGGUUCCUCCUGAGGUCCUCUGAAGGUUCCUCCUGAGGGUCCUCUGAAGGUUCCUCCUGAGGUCCUCUGAAGGUUCCUCCUGAGGUCCUCUGAAGGUUCCUCGUAGGUUCCUCCUGAGGUCCUCUGAAGGUUCCUCGUAGGUUCCUCCUGAGGUCCUCUGAAGGUUCCUCCUGGGGGUUCUGAUGUUAUGGGGAGCGGCCCGACUUGGCUCGCUUCUCUCCCCUCGUUACAUUUGGCCCAAGGAGUAAAUUGAGCAAACGAUUUAAACCUGUGCUUUCGUUAAGAAACAAAACGUUCUUUUUGAAGCUUUUAGUUUUCACCAUACGCGAGGUCCUCCCUCAAGGGUCCCCCCCAAUGGGGUCCCUCCUGGCCGCAUGGCGGCGCUGGGGAGGAGUCAGGACGGAGGCCCAGAGCCAGGGCGCAGAGUGGGAAGUCAUUAAAGGAGAUCUGAUCCAAAAAUAUCCCCACAGAUUAAAUUGCUGUAUCUGUCUUCAAAGUCAAGUAAACACUAUAGAAAUGUGUUUGCCUCUCUUGCUAGAAAAUUGUUUGAAUCAUGUUGGCGGAAGUUAGUUACAUUGUUUAUGGAAUACUCUACCUGGUUUGUAACUGACUAGAACUGUGAUGUACAGACGAUGUAUUAUUGAAAUCUGAAGCAAGUAAUGCAAUGAUAUUAGGAUACAGUUUUUGUAUUUUUAUUCUUGUAUAAGGUUAUUUGAUGGCUAUUGUUUAGCCUCUAGCUCAUGUGUUAUUUAAAUUCUAAUAUAUGAAUCAUAUUUGGAUUGAAGUCAUGUUCAGGGGCCAUGGAGUGUAUGUAUUGAGAUGUAAAGCCUUUGAAUGUGAAUAAUUAUUGUAAACUAUAAUAUUUUACAGCUUUUUCUUACUAUAUCAUAUACAUUUUCUAUUUGCUCAGUGAUUUAAUCAUGUUUCUGAUAAUUUAAUGAAUCGGUUCAUCCUCUCUGAUUAUUUGUUCGCUAGGUCAGUAGAUGUUGAAUGAGGAAUUUUCCACUUAAUGCUUGGUAGUCCAGUAAUUAAAGCAUGUAGGGAUUUAGGCAUACAAAUAAAGUCAUGUGUCCUGUCUUCUGUUAACAACAAAAAGCAACAGCGUUCACUGAUAACGGCGUCUCAACAUUUGCAACAUGUAAAUAAAGUACCAGCCCAUC